AAAACUACAUUAUCUCUGUUCGUGGUGACAAUACAUUGGGGACUUUAGUCACUAAGCCUUUACAUGAUGUAAUUCAAUGGCUAUCUUUUGACAGGAUAGCCGAAGCUAAACUUGCUAACACAAUGCGGACGUGUGUAUGACUCUAGAUGUUUAUAGCUGAUCCAGAGGGCGUUUAAACCAGUUGCGCCGUUCGUUCACUGCCUUGAUAGUUAUUAUCGCUUCGAAGUGAUAGUAACUAUCAACUUAAAUGUUUAUACUAAUUGACGCUGUUUACCAUGGUUGCUAACGCUCCUGGUUCGUUAUUUCCCCCGGUGCUUGAAGGAGCAGGAAGCUGCCAAUCACCGGCAGAAGAACACAACAUGGACUCCAACGGGAAGCCCUCCACAGUCCAGGUUGUGCUGCUAGCUGGCAGCUCGGCCCUGACCGCCUUCUUCUACUCUGUUUAUAGGAAGCGGGCUACGACAGUGGCCAGAUUAAAGGAAGCCAAAAAGGUCCCCAUUGACCAAGAUUUGAAAAAGUACCUGUCUGACAUCCCUGGAAGAUGUGUCCCAUAUGCUGUUGUAGAAGGUGUUGUGAAAUCCGUAAAGGAAUCGCUAAGCAGCCAGUUUGUUGACAACUGCAAGGGAGUCAUUGAGAGGCUGACCCUGAAGGAGAAGAAGAUGGUAUGGAAUCGCACCACGCACAUCUGGAAUGACACAGAGAAGCUGAUCCACCAGCGCACCAACACGGUCCCCUUCGACCUGGUGAGUCACGACCAGGCGGUCGACGCUGCCGUGCGCGUGGUGCGCCCCCUGGACUCGGCCGAGCUGGACCUGGAGACGGUCUACGAGAACUUCCACCCCACGGUGCAGUCGCUCUCCAACGUCAUCGGCCACUUCAUCAGCGGCGAGCGGCCCAAGGGCGUCCGCGAGACGGAGGAGAUGCUGCGGCUGGGCGAGAGCGUCACCGGGGUGGGGGAGCUGGUGCUGGACCACAACCUGGUGAAGCUGCAGCCCCCCAAGGAGGGCCUGCCCUACUUCCUCAGCCGGCUGGACCACCAGUCCCUGCUGAGCAAGCAGGAGAGCGGCGUGCGCGUGUGGCGGCUUCUGGCGCUGGCGUCGGGCGCGGCGGCCUGCUCCCUGCUCCUCCUGCUGCUGUGGCGGCGCUACGAGCGGCACCGCCGCGCCCGCGGGGAGAAGAGCGUCCUGCGGGAGUUCAAGGAGCAGCAGAGGAGGCGCCUGCGGGAGCUGGACAUGGACGAGGGGGCGGUGUCGCCGGCCGCCUGCACCGUGUGCCUGAGCCGGGAGCGCUCCUGCGCGUUCCUGGACUGCGGCCACGUGUGCGCCUGCGGGCCCUGCUACCUGGCCCUGCCCCAGCCCAAGAGGUGCCCCAUCUGCAGGGCGCCCAUAGACCGGGUGGUGCCGCUUUACAACAGCUAAUGACACGCGAACCGAAAUGCAUUGUUCAUCAACGAAUAAACACGCACCCAAGCAGGCAACCAUUAUAUCUAUUGCCGAGUUGUCAUGACUAGGAUUUCAGUCGGCGGCUGAGAAAGAUAAGAUGCGGUCAAGUCUAAAAUAAGACUGGAUAUUUGAUCGUUAGACGUGUGUAGAUGUCGCCUCGGGAGACCGUGUUGACGUUCAAGUUUGCGAUUCGGAGAAGAACAGAACGUGAACCUGCGAGACCAGGAUGGUCUCACGAGGCUAGGUUUCAUCGGGACAAACACUGGUCUCGCUCUUAGUACGAAUAUUGGGUCUGCUCAUUUUAUUUAUUAUUAAGUCCUACGCUAAAAACUAAUGAGGACAAAUACACUACAUGUGCCCUGGUACAAAGAGCUUGUCUUAAAAUGACACCUCUGGGAAAAGGGUUUAUUGAAUGAGACAAUUCUUGGUGUGUGAGCGUCGUUUACAAUAGCAACAGACUGUGUAUGAGUCAUAUUAUUCAUCUUCUGUCUGUCAUUCAAGAAAGGAUAGGUGGGCUUGAACACCUUCUUCAGGACAUGUUUUUGUGUGUUUUUAAUUGUCACAACUGAAACCUCAUUAAAGACAAAUUCAUUGUAUUGAAGUAUAUUUACUUCAUACCAACUGCAACAGGAAAUCGUAUUCUUAUUGUCCAUCUUUUUUUUCCUAUAUGAUGGGCUGCCAGCAGCCGUCUAAUUACUAGAGCAGAGACUAUAAUCAAAAUUGAUUAUAGUUCCUUUAAGAUCCUGCUAUGGAGUUAAAUUGCUUGUAUCUUCUGACUGAAAGUAUUAUUUUUACACCGCUCAGUGUAAUUUGAGAAUGGACUCCCAAGUCAACAUGCUUUUACUGCAAUUUUCUCUAUUGUGGCAAUUAGGGGUUUUAAUGUGUGGAUUCAGAAGUUGGUCUUGUGUUCCAUUUAGUGUGAUUAAGGGUUCAACCGCAGAGGACUGAAAGACCAUUGGGUUUGUUUUCUCUGCGUCCCUUAAUACAAUAGAGCAAUGUUAUUAUGAAACAAAUACGAUCUGAUAACCUUGUCAAGUAACAACAUCCUGCAGUGUGUUGCCUUUAUGUAGUAAGUCGUAAACUGUUUAUUUUACUGGAUAAAUAUAAACUGGCCAACUUUUGACUUUUAUAUGGUUGGCAGGCAUCAGUCACCAAUACUAUAUAAUGACGCAAUAUCACAUUGCUCAAAUACAUUCACUCCCUGCAAAUGGUGUAUAUAAAUCCCAUUUUCCAUGUUCGAUAAAACUGACCAAAGAAAA
This is a messenger RNA of Gadus macrocephalus (Pacific cod), 2701 nucleotides long. It is a transcript of the gene mul1, whose product is annotated as mitochondrial E3 ubiquitin protein ligase 1b. Gene Ontology annotation, biological process: organelle organization; protein ubiquitination. The transcript is spliced from 5 exons. Gene Ontology annotation, cellular component: mitochondrion. NCBI's taxonomy places the organism in Eukaryota, Metazoa, Chordata, Actinopteri, Gadiformes, Gadidae. Bases 276 to 1418 code for a protein of 380 amino acids. Gene Ontology annotation, molecular function: ubiquitin-protein transferase activity. The record is from RefSeq and is a predicted model, not a curated record.